AUCUAUCCUUCACCGAUGGCCGACUUCGGAUACGAUAUUUCCAAUUUUACUGAUAUUCAUCCGAGUUUCGGAACAUUGGACGAUUUUAAGCGGAUGGUAGAGGAAGCCAAAAAACUGCAGCUUCGUGUUAUUCUUGACUUUGUGCCAAACCACUCCAGUGACGAGCAUGAGUGGUUCAAGAAAAGCGUCAAACGUGAGGCUGGUUUUGAGGAUUACUACGUUUGGCAUGAUCCCAAACCUGGCAAGGAUCGCGAACCUCCAAACAAUUGGGUUGCUGCUUGGUAUGGAUCUGCCUGGGAGUGGAAUGAGGAAAGACAACAAUAUUAUUUGCAUCAAUUCCACAAGAAACAACCUGAUCUUAACUACCGCAAUCCGGUAGUCGUACAGACUAUGAAAGAUGUGCUUCGUUUUUGGUUGGAUCAAGGCGUGGAUGGUUUUCGGAUCGAUGCUGUUCCUUGGUUGUUCGAAACAAUCGGCUUUCCUGAUGAGCCUCUGAGUGGAGAAAGCAGCGAUCCACUUAGCCAGAACUACCUUAGACACAUUUACACCUUGGACCAACCUGAAACGGUAGAUAUGGUGUAUCAGUGGCGCGAAGUGAUGGACCAGUACAAAACGGAUCAUAAUAGCACAACAAAAGUGCUUAUGACUGAGGCUUGGUCAGCUUUGGAUGUUGUAAAAACGUAUUUCAAUGAUAGUAACAAUCGCCAAGGCUCUCAGAUGCCCUUCAAUUUCCAGUUGAUCUUGCGUCUCGAUAUGAAUUCGAAAGCUAUAGACUUCAAAACGGUCAUAGACUCAUGGCUUGAGAUUGUUCCUCCAGGACAUACAGCAAACUGGGUGCUUGGAAACCACGACAAGCGCCGCGUUUCGUCUCGAAUGGGUGGAGAUCACAUGGUAGACAUAAUGGCUAUGAUACAAUUCAUCUUACCAGGAAUAACGGUAACGUAUCAGGGCGAAGAAAUUGGUAUGCACGAUGUCGAUAUCUCUUGGGCUGAGACCCAAGAUCCUGCUGCAUGCCAACUAACAGAAGAAACAUACCAAGAAGGAACCCGCGAUCCGUCUAGAACUCCGUUCCAAUGGGAUACAACAGCUAACGCCGGUUUUACAAAUGCAUCUGUCAUACCAUGGCUACCACUUGCGGCCGACUAUCCCUCGAUAAAUGUUCAAGUUCAAGAAGAUACGACACAAAACAGUCAUCUGAAGGUAUAUAAGGAGCUUAUGAAUCUACGAGGUACGAACACACUUAUUUGGGGAUCGUACAAAUCACAAGUUCUGGGCAGCAACGUUUUGGCAAUUUUACGUUCAUUCCCAAAUGAUGAUCGUACUUAUGUCGCACUAACUAACAUUGGCUCUACGCUAGAAACUAUCGAUGCUACCACUUUGGAUAGUUCGCUUCCUGCUGAGUUAGUAUUCCGUGUGGUUGGAAUAUCCUCAAAUCAUGCUGCAGGAGAGACUAUUACAACCUCCAACAUACAACUACAACCUUAUGAAGCGAUAGUGUUGAGUAAUAGAGCAGGCAAUAUAGUUUCCAAUGCUGUUAUAAUCAUAAUGCCAAUAUUUUUGUUUGCAGUGAUUGUGAGGUAUUGAUGAAAUGUUUUCUUACUUUAAAUAAAGAUAUGU
Messenger RNA from Anopheles coustani, 1617 nucleotides. Its product is annotated as maltase 1-like. Gene Ontology annotation, biological process: carbohydrate metabolic process. The transcript has 3 exons. The record is from RefSeq and is a predicted model, not a curated record. The coding region runs from base 16 to 1584 and encodes 522 amino acids. Lineage: Eukaryota; Metazoa; Arthropoda; Insecta; Diptera; Culicidae.